AUGGAUGCCAUUAAUGAAACUGUCCCAUCAGAAUUUAUCUUUCUGGCAUUUUCAGACCUUAAUGAGUGGUGUUCCCUCCUCUCUGGAAUCUUAUUCAUUGUCCAUCUCUUUACACUAAUGGGAAACCUUUUGAUCAUCAUCCUCAUCCACUUGGAACCAAGCCUUCAAACUCCCAUGUAUUACUUCCUGGGGAACCUUUCCCUUCUUGAUAUCUGUCAAACAACCACCACCCUUCCUCAAAUAAUAGCAUGCCUGAUCUCAGGCAGAAGUGUCAUCUCCUAUGCAAGAUGCAUGAUGCAAGUCUUUUUCUUUGUUUUGUUUAGUGGCACUGAGACACUCCUCUUGGCUGCCAUGGCUUACGAUCGUUAUGCUGCCAUAUGCAACCCUCUCCAGUAUAAUGUAAUCAUGAAUCAGAAAACCUGUGCUCAGCUGGUGUCUGCUUGUUGGUUCACGAGUUCCCUCAAUGCUUCUGUGCACACUCUCUUCACUUUCAACUUACCCUUCUGUGGCACCAAUAAGAUAAAUUACUUCUACUGUGACAUCUCUCCUCUACUAGCUAUCUCCUGUGGUGACAUCUCUCACAGUUUCAUUGCAUUACUGGCCACUAGCCCUAUUAUGGGCUUUGGCCCAAUCCUGUGCAUCAUCAUUUCUUACAUUCACAUCAUCCUGAAGAUUCUGAAUGUGCAUUCCUUCACUGGGAUGAGGAAAGCCUUUUCUACCUGUGCUUCACAUCUCACUGUUGUCUUGCUCUUCUAUGGCAGCUGCAUUUUUGCCUAUGUCAGGCCCCAAUCAAGCUACUCAUUCAACACUGAUAGAAUGAUUGCCCUCCUGAACAACAUCCUUUCCCCAAUGUUGAACCCAUUGAUUUACACCCUCAGGAACAAAGAUGUGAAGGGGGCACUGAGAAAUUCAAUAGUAAAGAAAUUGCUUUUCUGA
Hemicordylus capensis (graceful crag lizard) is the source of this 936-nucleotide messenger RNA. RefSeq names its product olfactory receptor 5V1-like. Gene Ontology annotation, biological process: G protein-coupled receptor signaling pathway. The record is from RefSeq and is a predicted model, not a curated record. Gene Ontology annotation, molecular function: G protein-coupled receptor activity; olfactory receptor activity. The coding region runs from base 1 to 936 and encodes 311 amino acids. NCBI's taxonomy places the organism in Eukaryota, Metazoa, Chordata, Lepidosauria, Squamata, Cordylidae. Gene Ontology annotation, cellular component: membrane. The transcript has a single exon.